Vicia faba (fava bean) is the source of this 777-nucleotide messenger RNA. Lineage: Eukaryota; Viridiplantae; Streptophyta; Magnoliopsida; Fabales; Fabaceae. The record is from the annotation of a GenBank genome assembly.
AUGAAACGCACCUUGUUAGGAGGACCAGCUUCCUCGCGUUUCGUGAUUCCUUCUUCUUCAGAUGAUGCAACAUAUGGCUCUCCUCAUUGGAUUGGUAAAGGACUGACAUGUGUUUGCUUCAAGCCUAAGGGAAACUGUCAACCAGUCUGCAUUAAUCUGACCCCUUUACAGGAGGAAAGGCUUAUAAGAUUAAAACACAGAAUGAAAGUUUACUUUGAUGCUUCCAAGCUUGAUCACCAGGAUGCUUUGAGAGCUCUUUGGUCUGCUUCGUUCCCCGGUCAUGAGCUUAGAGGUUUGGUUUCUGAUCAAUGGAAAGAAAUGGGGUGGCAGGGAAGAGAUCCUUCUACUGAUUUCAGAGGAGCUGGUUUUAUAUCCUUGGAGAACCUCCUAUUCUUUGCCAAGACAUUCUCCACUUCUUUUCAGAAUCUUUUGAUGAAGCAAGGAAGAAAGGGAGUUGUGUUCGAGUAUCCCUUUGCUGUUGCUGGCGUAAAUAUUACUUUCAUGAUUAUGCAAAUGUUAGACCUUGAUGCAGCAACCAAACCUAGGACUUUCAUUAGAACAGUUUUUCUACAAAUGCUUUCAGAAAAUGAAUGGGCAUUUGAUUUACUUUAUUGCGUUGCAUUUGUGGUCAUGGACAAACAGUGGUUGGAGACAAACGCUACGUACAUGCAAUUUAACGAUAUCUUGAAAUCAACGCGAGUUCAGCUGGAGAAAGAGUUGAUGAUUGAUGAUGUUCUACGGAUUGAAGACAUGCCUUCUUACAGUCUUCUUUCUUGA